Beta vulgaris subsp. vulgaris (sugar beet) is the source of this 954-nucleotide messenger RNA. Its product is annotated as peptidyl-prolyl cis-trans isomerase FKBP17-1, chloroplastic. The record is from RefSeq and is a predicted model, not a curated record. Lineage: Eukaryota; Viridiplantae; Streptophyta; Magnoliopsida; Caryophyllales; Amaranthaceae. The transcript has 4 exons. The coding region runs from base 74 to 796 and encodes 240 amino acids. Gene Ontology annotation, molecular function: peptidyl-prolyl cis-trans isomerase activity.
AUUUAAAGAACAAGAUAAAGAGCUAAAAAAAUAAUAAUGGAGAGUUGAACUUUUAUUAUGUGGCUUCACAACCAUGAUAACCAUCCAUGUACCAUGCCAUCAUACCAUUCAUUCCUCAACAUUACAUCAAAAAUCAAAUCAUUCAACAAAAAUCUCCAUAACUUCUACUUGUUCUUGUUCUUGUUCUUGUUCUUGUGCUUCUUUAGUAACACAACUAACAAGUAGUAGUAGUAGAAGAUUAUUGCUCUCAAGUUGUAUUGUAAUAUCUACUAUAUCCCUAGCUUCAUUUUUCUCAUUUUCUGGUGCUUCUUUGUCAUUGACUCCUAGUAUUUCAAGUGAUGCCAUUGCUAAAUUCUAUGAGAUACCAAAUUCUGGUGGUGUUAAGGCCUUGGAACUUCGUGUUGGUACUGGUUCAAACCCUGUUGAUGGUGAUCAGGUAGCAAUACAUUACUAUGGAAGGUUAGCAGCAAAGCAAGGGUGGCGUUUUGAUUCAACAUAUGAUCACAAAGAUUCAACUGGUGAACCAAUUCCAUUCUUCUUCAUCCUUGGCUCCAGCAAUGUGAUUUCAGGGAUUGAAGCAGCAGUAAGAUCAAUGAAAGUAGGUGGCAUUCUAAGAGUAAUCAUACCACCAUCACAAGGAUAUCAAAACACAACCCAAGAACCUUUACCACCCAAUUUUUUUGAUAGGCAACGAUUGUUCACUACAAUCUUCAACCCCACACGUCUUGCUAAUGGAGAAGGUUCGACAUUAGGAACUGUGAUAUUCGAUAUUGAACUUGUUAAUGUCAAGCAUUAACAAUGGAGAUUUCAUAUUAGAUCGUGUAAUCAUUGUUACUAGUCAUAUCAUUACAUAUUUUCAUUGUUAUACUCCAAUCUCGUAUAAUGUAUAUAUAGGUGCUAUUGCGACUUGCAGUAGUGAAAUGUGCUCAUUUAUAUAUUUUCGUAGUCUAAGUA